AGGCGCAGAAGUCCUCUCGCUCUGUCUCCCUCUCCCACAUUCGCACACGCAACUGUUACGCACACGAGACGCACGCUGUGGACAGAGCAGAUUCCAGAUUCAGCUGCUCGUGGGGACGCACACAUAUUCUCCUCCGUGUGCUUCUGCCGCAGACCUUCCCACUUCACGACAGGCGACCUCCGUGUGCGUGCGCAAAUCACGCGCGGACCAUAGUGGCGAUCCCGGCAGCCGGACUGCACCCUCCGGGGAUCCUCUUGACUCCCACGCGCCGGGAGUCAGACAGCCCCGCUCUUACCGAAUUGAACAUUUUUUUGCGGUUGAAUGUGCUGCCGGGUCACCGACUUUGGCAUGAGACAAAUCAAAGACGUUUUUAUUUGUUUUGUGACAUGUAGUUGUCACGUUGCCCAACCGACGGUGACUGAAUACAUGCCGUGGGAUUAUUGAACUCAUCCCCGUUUAAUCCCAAAGGGAUGUGAAGCACAUUUGAGUUUCUACGAGUGGAAAGAUUGAAAAACUGACACCGGGUUAUUGCCUCGUCCAAGAUGGAUUUUGUGUGCUCGCUGCUCGGAUGGUUAUUGGCACUGUGUCAUGUGGUGCUACAUGUAAGCGGAGAAGAGGCAUCAGAGUGUAGGGGUAUCUUCGAUGCCAGCGAGGCCGGAUACAUCACCUCCCCCGGAUACCCUCUGGAAUACCCGCCUCAUCAGAACUGCCAGUGGGUCAUCACAGCUCCAGAGCCAUCGCAGCGCAUCGUCCUCAAUUUCAACCCGCACUUCGAGAUCGAAAGGCUGGAUUGCAAGUACGACUUCAUUGAGAUCCGAGACGGGACUUCUGAAAAUGCAGACGUCUUGGGUCGGCACUGCAGCAACAUCGCACCGCCGCCAAUCAUAUCAUCGGGUCCUUCCCUCCAGAUACGAUUUGUGUCUGACUACGCUCACCAAGGAGCCGGCUUCUCUCUGCGCUAUGAAAUCUUUAAAACAGGGUCAGAAUUCUGCUUCCGCAAUUUCACCAGCAGCUCCGGGAUGAUCGAGUCGCCGGGCUUCCCAGAUAAAUACCCCCAUAAUCUCGAGUGCUCAUACAUGAUCAUUGCUCCAGCCCACAUGGACAUCAGCCUCACGUUCCUUACAUUUGACCUGGAGAACGACCCCCUGUUGGUGGGAGAAGGUGACUGCAAAUACGACUGGUUGGACGUGUGGGACGGCUUGCCGCUAGUGUCGCCGCUGAUCGGACGAUACUGCGGUACAAAGAUCCCUCCAGAGAUUCAGUCAUCAUCUGGCCUGCUGUCUCUUUCGUUCCACACGGACAUGGCGGUGGCCAAAGAUGGCUUCUCUGCUCGAUACAACAUGACUCGCAAAGAAGUCAGCGACUCAUUUCACUGUAGCAUGGCGCUCGGCAUGGAGUCGGGAAAGAUCAGUGACGAGCAGAUCAGCGCCUCCACAACCUUCUACGACAACCGCUGGUUGCCACGCCAGGGUCGCCUCAACAACCCCGACAACGCCUGGACGCCCUCAGAGGACAGCAACAAAGAGUACAUCCAGGUUGACCUCCACUUCCUGAAGGUGUUGACGGGCAUUGCCACCCAGGGGGCCGUUUCCAAAGAGACACAAAAGUCUUACUACGUCACCACCUUCAAGCUGGAGGUCAGCACCAACGGGGAGGACUGGAUGAUCUAUCGGCAUGGCAAGAACCACAAGGUUUUUCACGCCAAUACAGACCCAGCCGAGGUGGUGCUCAACCGCGUACAACAGCCAGUUUUGGCGCGGUUUGUGCGUAUCCGACCACAGACGUGGCGUAACGGCAUCGCUCUGCGCUUUGAGCUCUAUGGAUGCCAGAUUACAGAUGCUCCGUGUUCCAGCCUGCAGGGCCUACUGUCCGGUCUGCUGCCCGACAACCAGAUCUCGGCCUCCUCUAGCAGGGACGUGGUCUGGAACCCCAGCACAGCCCGGUUAGUGGCCAGUCGCUCUGGCUGGUUCCCCACACCCUCACAGCCCCUUGCUGGAGAAGAGUGGCUUCAGGUGGACCUGGGUGUGCCCAAAACAGUGCGUGGAGUCAUCACCCAGGGAGCAAGGGGGGGAGAUGCAGCAAGUGGAGGAACCACAGAGAAUCGGGCUUUUGUCCGGAAAUACAAAGUUGCUUAUAGCCUCAAUGGAAAAGAAUGGAAUUUCGUCAUGGACAGAAAGACCAGCCAGUCCAAGAUUUUUGAGGGUAACACACACUAUGACACUCCAGAGCUGCGUCAUUUUGAGGAGACGGUGGCUCAGUACAUUAGACUGUACCCUGAGCGGUGGUCUCCAGCAGGGAUUGGGAUGAGAGUGGAGAUACUGGGCUGUGACCUUCCAGAAAUCACCACGCCGGCAGACACAACCACGCCCACAGUUCCGGCUCAGACCACCACUGCCACGGCAUCCACCACAGUCGCCACUCCUCCACCAGCAGAUGGCAUGUGUGACUUUGAGCACGGUCUGUGUGGAUGGACGCACGACCCCAGUGCCCCUCUCCUCUGGUCCAUGCACAGCCAUGAGCUCAACAGUCAUCUGUAUAUCGAAGCCAGCCCAAAGAGAGAGCAGCAGCGAGCCCGCCUCCUGAGCCCCAUGGUGGCGGCUGAGACCGGGCCUGUCUGCCUCCUCUUUUCCUACCAAAUGUGGGGGGAGGCCCAGGGGCACCUCAGAGUCCUGCUGCGGGACGUCCACAAUGAGGAAACCCUCCUGUGGACUCUGAAAGAUGACCAGGGUCCAGUCUGGAAGGAGGGCCGCACUAUCCUGCCUCGUUCACCGAAAGACUACCAGGUUGUGAUGGAGGGCUCCUUUGCGCACGGCCCAAGAGGACAUGUCUGGAUUGACAACAUCCACAUGAGCUCCAGCACGCCACUGGAGGAGUGCACACAACCCAUCAACGCCUUCUCUCCAGAUAUGACCGGGGGGGGUAUUCCUGUGCCUCCCUUCCCCAUCCACUGGUAUUACAUUAUGGCUGUUGGGGCCACCCUCCUCGUCCUGGCUGUGGCCAUCUUGGUCAGAGCUCUUUGUUGCUGCAGACGACACCUGGCCACCAAGAAGAGCCAACAAUCGGUGGCCUAUCACAGCUCUUCGCAAUGUUUCCAGUACUCAAACUGGUCCUCCAGUAUGGCCGCCCCAGGGGUGGAGCCUGUGCUGACAGUGAGGUUGGACAGCCGGGACCGACACCGCACCCUCUGCUGAAAUGAGCCGCUUGGCUCGGUUGUUUUUCUGUGCAGGAUGCUUACACGUGAUGUUGAUGUCACAAAGCCACUCAACAAAUGUAUCAGUUUACAGCUGCACGGGUGAUGAUGGAAGACUUCAAAAACAAAUGGAUGUACUCUCCACUGAAUGUUGCUUUGGUUGCUUGUUUUCCUCAUUGUUUCAUUGAGGAAUAUGAUAUUGACAUACGUCACACUAUGACCCGUUGAUCCCGAUGGCAUGGCUGGAGUGGAGGACUUAUUUAUCUGAACAGCUUGUUAGGGCCCAUUGAAUGCUGUCUUGCCCCUCAGGCCCCAAACGUCCUCUUGGAACUCCCCCAGCAUGGACUUCCACACAGACAUGUGGGCUGGGUUUUGCCAGCCAACAAUGCCAACCCACCAGCUAAAACAAGACCCCUGAGACACCAGGAUGAAUCUGGAUGGAGAAAUGAAUGCUGCUUUUGUUUGGACUUUGGCCUGUUGUAGUGGUGGCGGUGGGAGGGAGGGGAUCCAUUGUCAUUUCCAACCAAGCAUGUGCACAUAUAAGAAAUAACGAAACUCUUCUGAAAAGGCGUCAGUCAGUGAUGGACGCAGCCAUCGUCAGCACUACGUUUUUAUGCUCUUAUUGUCUUUCAUAAUAAAGCACGUCGCUCCUCUCCCAUUUAAGCAUCGCACCACCCACUUGCGUUGUUCUCUCCGCAUCUUUAGAGCCGCACGCGCAGAGUUAAUUUGUGGGUGUAAAUAGAUACAGCUGUCUACUAUCAUCCCUUGCUUAUGUUUGCGCCUACAAAUCCAAGAGUGUCAUUAAAUCAGCUGCAGUGUAUUGGUGUCUACGUAAAGACUGACCAAGGCACCAUGAAAUCCAAGAACAGCAUGAAGCAUUGCUGAUAUUCUUCUCUUUAUGGGCAGUGUUCAACGGGAAACCAGAAAUUAUGAUUCCCACAGAAAUUGUAUGUGAAUGCUUAGAGAUGUUGUCUCCCAAAACUAAUUAUUACAUCACAGCAUAUUAAAGCUUUUCCCACAUACCAUGAAAAUAUGCCCCACAGUGGCUAUGAGCACUACUGUAUAGGCAUGACAUCACAUCAAUCUGAAUCACUGACGAGCCUAAAAAGUUUCUGUCACGGCCAUAUUAUUGCUAGGACAUUGUCUUUUUGUUGUUGUUGUUAAUCCAUGACUCUGUGUUUGAUUCUCUUUCAGAAAACAAAAAAAUGAAUACUUCUGAACCAAUUUAGUUUUUUCCCGAACCAGACAUGCUUUUUGUUCGUAAUCCUUGAGUUUGAACCCACUGAGCUUUUGAACCGCUACUACCCACAGUUAAAGCAAGCAAAAGAAUGCAAAGAAUGUUUUUAUUUACAACAGUAUUACUGUGAAAGCUUGUCUCUUAGCAGUCACAUAUAAUCACUCCAAACUGAAGAAUACAAACUGAUGCUAAGUUUCUUUUUAUCUUUUUAAACUGAACUGCACAUCGCAUGCCACUCUGCAGGACGCAUGUUGCCACUUUUAGUUGCGGCACUUUUCUCUCCUGAGUGGUUUUGGCUGAUGCUGUGCUUUUAAAUCAUCGGGAGGAUGAGGAGGGACUGGACACCUGGCUUGACACUGUUCUGCUUCAAGCCUCCAAUACGCGUAAUUAGUUAAUGGAGAGAUAACAUUUAUUAAGGCUGCGCAAUGCACUUUUCCGUCCCUCUACUGCACUUACGCCAUCCUCUAGCCUGCCAAGUUCAGUUGCCUUGGAAACAUUUCUAAUAACGCCAUUGGUCAUCGCAGCCCUUCAGAUCGAGACAUGUGCCUUGCCAAGCAGUUACUCCCAUUCCUGUACGCAUGCCAACCGCAGCGAAUGCACAACACAUACACACACACACUUUCACAAAAAGUCUUCACUCACUUAAUACGCAGCUCUUAAAGGUAAUAGUUUUGUUUUUAAAGUAGACUUUGUUUUCUGAUGACACGUUUGCAUCUUUAUUCACACAGAAUGAACAGUCUUAUAACAUCAUCAUGCUACAUCUUGACUGUGUUUUUGACAGCAAUGUAUCAUAAUGAUCUUUCUCUAAUUAAUAAAGUCAUAUUUUUAUACAAUUUCAAGAGCUGCCCAUCAUUACAUUUCUCUAAACACGUUGGUGCACUUUUUUGUUCUGCGAAACAAUAUUUACACUCCAUAUACACAAAUGUCAAAUUUCCAUAUGGAGUGUAUUGCACAAUGUCCCCAUGAUAUUACAGAUGGAGAAAGUGAAAGUGGAAGAAAAUAAUAUGGAGUUGUACUUCCUCACACCUAUAAAAGCUUCUGAUCUGCUUGGAAAACUUUCUACAUGAUGUUGGAGUCUGUUUGUUGUUGUUGUUGUUGUUGUUUGUUUGUUUAUUUAUCCAGAAGAGCAUUUGUGUGGACAGAGAUCACUGAUGUUGGCUCAUCAUCUCUGUUUUACUUGAUUUAGUUGAUUAGGUUCAGGUCAGGGCUCAGAAGUUCUUCCACAGCAAACACACCAAACCAUCCAUCCAUCCAUUUUCUUUAGCGCUUGUCCAUAUUAGGGUCUUGGUUAAAGUGAAUGCUAUCGAGCUGACUUUGGAUGAGAGGGGGAGUACCCUUGACUGUGCUAUCUUAUUUUGUAAUUACAUUGCAUUCUUUUUGUCAUUUCUAUUGUGGUGAAUGACUUGUGAGACACAUUAUACAAACACACAGCACAACCAGUUGCUCCGCUAUUUCUGUCUGGCAAAAGUACUGUAUGUUGUUUCCUCAUUAGCUAUCGUCCCAUUUCACGUCACGAUGUUACUCAGCAGAUUUGGUGUUGACACGUAAGGAUUUGGACUCGCAAAUGCUGAACUGGUUUAAUGUUUAUGAUCGGCCUCACCGUUUUACUCGCAGAAGUUGGAAGGACAAUUACUAUUAAAGCACCCCACACCACAGUUUAAUCGAUAUGAGACAUCCAACAAUUUGGCCUUUGCUGACUUUGAUCGGAAGAGAGGAAAAAUGCUCAAAGGAGGCCCAAUUAUUGAUGUGUGUACCCCAAUUUAGAGUCUUAAAUGAAUCUAAAAAAAAAUGUAGAAUGUGGGAGAAAGUCAGGGUACCAAGAAAAAAAAACAUACAAGCAGAGGGACAACAUGCAUACCCCACACAGGAGGCCCUGAGCUGAGAGUCAAAUUUUGGACUUCUCGACUAUGAGUUAGAAAUGCUCAUCACUAUACCAUUGUGCUGCCCUAUACCAAAUCAAAUUGUCCAAAUUGUCUUAAAAUGGUAAACUGAAGAAUCGAGAUUCAGAGGAAGCUAAAGGGAUGAAGUACUUUUGUGCAUGUCAAAAGAUGUGCCUGGAUCAGUACAAAGGCAACAAAU
This is a messenger RNA of Phycodurus eques (leafy seadragon), 6506 nucleotides long. RefSeq names its product neuropilin 2a (gene nrp2a). Gene Ontology annotation, molecular function: semaphorin receptor activity; vascular endothelial growth factor receptor activity. Gene Ontology annotation, biological process: angiogenesis; axon guidance; vascular endothelial growth factor signaling pathway. The coding region runs from base 543 to 3191 and encodes 882 amino acids. The transcript has 17 exons. The record is from RefSeq and is a predicted model, not a curated record. Gene Ontology annotation, cellular component: membrane. Lineage: Eukaryota; Metazoa; Chordata; Actinopteri; Syngnathiformes; Syngnathidae.